AUGAGGGCUCUCCCCAUGGCCGUCAGCCGUGGCGCCGUCGCCUGCGCCACCCCAGCCGCGGCCGUCCCCCGGAGAUCUCUGCUCCUCUCCACCGCGGCCGCAGGUGCAGCGCUGCAAUCAGAGCCGAUCAGGCUGUGCAGCAGGAGCACAAGCGGCACGGCGAAGCUCCGGGCCUCGGCAGACGCCGCGCAGGCUGUCGCCACCGCCUUCACCAGCAAAGAGGAAGCGUUCACUUGGGCCAGGGGGGACAACAGGAGACUCCUCCACGUUGUCUACCGUGUCGGCGACAUCGACAAAACGAUCAAGUUCUACACGGAAUGCCUGGGUAUGAAGCUGCUGAGGAAGCGUGACAUACCUGAAGAGAAGUACACCAAUGCUUUCCUUGGAUACGGCCCCGAGGAUGCCAAUUUCGUCGUCGAGCUCACCUAUAACUACGGGGUUGACAAGUAUGACAUCGGAUCAGGGUUUGGUCAUUUCGGCAUCGCAACUGAUGAUGUGGCAAAGACAGUUGAAAUCAUAAGAGCAAAGGGAGGCAAGGUGACCCGGGAACCGGGACCUGUCAAGGGUGGCAAGACCGUGAUCGCGUUCAUAGAGGACCCUGAUGGCUACAAGUUUGAGAUCCUUGAGAGGCCAGGGACUCCAGAGCCACUGUGCCAGGUGAUGCUCCGUGUUGGUGAUCUCGAUCGAGCCAUAAGCUUCUACGAAAAGUCCUGCGGUAUGGAGCUGCUACGGAAGCGAGACAACCCUGAAUACAAGUAUACAGUGGCAAUGAUGGGGUACGGCCCUGAAGACAAGAAUGCAGUUCUGGAGCUGACCUACAAUUACGGUGUCACCGAAUAUGACAAGGGCAAUGCGUAUGGUCAGAUCGCAAUAGGAACAGACGAUGUUUACAAGACCGCGGAUGUGGUAAAGCUGUCCGGAGGGCAGGUGGUGCGGGAGCCAGGUCCCUUGCCGGGAAUCGGCACCAAGAUCACGGCCAUCCUGGACCCUGAUGGGUGGAAAUCGGUCUUUGUGGACAACAUUGACUUUGCCAAAGAACUGGAGUAACCAUGUACAUUACAGUUUGAUCAGUAGCUCUAUGUUAAUUGACUCUUCAUUCUUACUAUUGCUGUAAACAUGAGCUUUUCAAAGAAUUUUGGAACCACGAAUAACAAGCUCAAGUCAGCGUGGGGGCAGCUCUAGUUGUAAAGUUGCAGGUUUCCCUGGAAAAGUUAUAAAUUAUAAGUUAGAUGUUA
This is a messenger RNA of Brachypodium distachyon (stiff brome), 1235 nucleotides long. RefSeq names its product probable lactoylglutathione lyase, chloroplastic. Gene Ontology annotation, molecular function: lactoylglutathione lyase activity; metal ion binding. The record is from RefSeq and is a predicted model, not a curated record. The transcript has 9 exons. Gene Ontology annotation, cellular component: cytoplasm. The coding region runs from base 1 to 1047 and encodes 348 amino acids. Lineage: Eukaryota; Viridiplantae; Streptophyta; Magnoliopsida; Poales; Poaceae.